Molecule: messenger RNA, 3344 nt
Organism: Gigantopelta aegis
Lineage: Eukaryota; Metazoa; Mollusca; Gastropoda; Neomphalida; Peltospiridae
Product: galactocerebrosidase-like
Exons: 18
Coding region: 9-2234 (741 amino acids)
Biological process (GO): galactosylceramide catabolic process
Cellular component (GO): lysosome
Molecular function (GO): galactosylceramidase activity
Source: RefSeq, a predicted model, not a curated record
UACGGCAGAUGAAUUUUAUUUUUCAGUUUCAAGAGUUUGCGAAUAUGAACAUUAUUUCGGUUUUAUUUAUUUGUGGCAGUCUCCUACUGGUGACAACCCAUUGUUUUUCUGUGUAUAAUAUUGAUGAUUCAGUUGGUCUUGGGAGGAGAUUCGAUGGAAUCGGAGGAUUAAGUGGUGGUUCAGCAACUUCAAAGUUGUUGAUGGCUUACAAAGAAAAAGAACGCAAUGAAAUUUUGGAUUACUUAUUUAAGCCAAACUUUGCUGCAGCCUUGCAGAUACUGAAGGUGGAAAUAGGAGGCGACUCCCAAAGCUCAGAUGCAACAGAAGCGUCCCAUAUGCACAACAUAUGGGAUGAAAACUACAACCGAGGCUAUGAAUGGUGGCUGAUGAAGGAAGCUAAGAAACGCAAUCCCGAUAUUAAGCUCUAUGGUCUACCAUGGAAUUUCCCAGGCUGGCUUGGAAACGGAACUCAAAAUCCUUAUGAGAAUGCUGAACGGUUGGCAACUUACAUUAUGAAGUGGGUUCGAGGUGCGAAACAAGUGCAUGGCUUAACUAUUGAUCUCAUUGGGAUUUGGAAUGAAAAGGCAUAUAACAAGACUUACAUAGAGACUCUUCGCAGUGUGUUGAAUAAAGAAGGAUUUGUAAACACUCAAAUUGUAGCCGGAGACUGGGCCUGGCCAACUGUCCUGCAUGAUAUUUUAACAGACGCUGUAUUCGCAGCUGAUGUCGACAUUGUUGGUGUGCACUAUCCAGGCACUGAGUCGUCCCUCGCUGCACUGCAAACUGGCAAACAGCUGUGGUCAUCUGAAGACUACAGUUCUUACAAUGAUUUGACUGGUGGUGGUUGCUGGGCAAGACUUCUCAACUGGAACUAUGUCAAUGGCUUCAUGACAAGCACAAUUGCCUGGAACUUGAUUGACAGUUACUACCAAGGUCUGCCCUGGGACCGUGAUUCUCUGAUGACUGCCCGGCAGCCAUGGAGUGGCAAUUACAACGUGUCCAGUCCGAUCUGGACAUCAGCACACACAACUCAGUUUACACAAAUUGGCUGGACCUAUCUGCGACAUGGUUCAGGGGUGGGCAUGUUCGACCUUGGUGGAUCUUAUGUGUCAUUGGUCAGUCCAGAUGGGAAGGACCUGUCAAUCAUCAUAGAAACUAUGAGUCAUAAUCAUUCUGUCUGCAUUCGACCUGCUUUGCCACCUUACACCGUGGAUGAGCAGACGGUCAUUCUUAAUUUGAAAGGCUCUUUUGCCAACAUCCAGGAGCUGAAUGUUUGGUAUUCCAAGUUGCGUUUUGAUGGAGGAGAGUCUGUAUACAUGGAAAAGCUUAGCCCAUUGAAAGUUCGUAAUGGCAGAGUGGAGCUAACAUUGGGCAUUGAUGAGUUGUUCACCCUGACAACACUUAUAACAGGCCACCGAGGGGACUAUGGUCCUCCACCCCCACCAGCACAGUUUACUCUUCCCUUUGAAGAAGAUUUUGAAGACUAUGAAGACAAUGCAGAGCCCUUGCUUCUGGCGAUGCAGAGUGGAUCGUUUGAGGUGGUACCUGGUGACAAGGGUCACGGCAAAGUGAUGAGACAGAUGGUCUUGGAGCGGCCCGUCAUCUGGUGUACAACAGCCGGCCUUCUCGAUGCCACUGUAAACCUGCUGGGAUCUGUCAAUUGGACCGACAUAUAUGUUGAAGUGGAUUUGAAGAUAGGUGAGGUGAAUGGAACAACAGGCGUCUACAUGGCAGCCCGCAUCACCCACACUGGCUGCUGGAGUUACAAAGCAACAGGCAUCUUCUUCUACCUCUUCCCUAAUGACAACCUCUUUCUUGUCACUAACGAUCUGGCAAGAGAGAAGAUAAUCACUGGCGGUAGGGAAUACGACGCGGUCAGGCAAGGCUGGAACAAUCUCUACAUGCUUGUGAAGAAUGGCACAGUAAUUGGUGGUGUAAAUGGAAAGCCACUUUUUAACAUCACAGUUCCAACUAAUCCUCCAUCUGGUUUUGUUGGUGUUGGUACAGACUCUUAUGGAAUUGCUGACUUUGACAAUCUGAAAGUGGCAACGGCUGCAGAAGGGGAGCAGCUAAUUAAGAAGAAAAAUAUGGAAAGAAAAGACUUUAAAAAGUUGGAAAGAAACUGGUGGAAAAGUAGCAAGAAAAAUAUUAAAUUAAAAAAGAAAAUUAUAAAUAGAAAUCGUUUGCUCAGUAAGACCGAUAACAAAUUGUACUAUGUAGCCAAGAGUCCUUAGGUGUCUCGGAUUAAUGAACAGGGUCCCAUUCCACGAAGGGAUCUAAGCACUAAGAUCGCUUCAUGGAACUGGACCAUGAUCCAUUAACAAUUGCUUAGGGACAGUGAAUUGUUUGUGUUAAAUAUAUACAGUUGAAAUACAUUCCAGUGGUUAUUGUAUUACUUAAUAUUAUUAAGUGACCACUAACAUACUCCCAAUUUAUCUAAAUGAUAUAGUGCAAAUUUUUGCCUUUAAAGAAACCCCUUUUGACACAGUUGGGUGACAUUGGGUUUCACCAUUUUACACUCCACAUGUUAUAUUAUUGUCUCUUCACUAUAUAUUAUGAAAUUUGAAAUGACAGCUAAUCGACGUUUAGCCCAUGUGUGUACAUUUUCAACAAGAUUUGUAACUGGCCACCAUCCAUGAAAUUUAUCACAGUGACUUUAAUUUGUAUAACAUUGGCCCCAACUCCAAGUAUUCUUUUCAUUAUUUAGGGGAUGUUUUCCAAUUUGCUAACAUAGAUGGUGGUUUUAGUGUCAUAAAUGUAAUUUUAUUGGCAAUCACAGAUUUAUGUUAUCAAAUCGUAGGAUUAUCCCUCUUCUAAUUUCAACUGUUUGUUGGUUUUAAUAACAAGUGAUUAGAGUUUCAGGAAGAAUAACCGUAACAUGUAAUUACUUGUAGGUAACCCAAUAAUAAGAGCUGAACCAUUAAUGCUGAUUGCUUAAUUAAGUUACGACAUAGAAAGAUCUUGGAAAUUUGCAGCCAGUAAAACGCAGGUUUUAAUAACUUACAAGUUACAGAGAGAUCCUAUCAUAUUUCUUCUUAUAAAUGUGUCAAAAUGUACAUAUGAUUCAUCAUGGUUUUACUGGUUUUAGUUUUGAGUUGCGUAAUUUUUAUGCUUUCAGCAACAUUUUAUGACAUAUUUCCCCAGGCCGGUAUAUGAAUGAAAUAAAUGAUAUGUUUAUUGAUUUUGUAUGAAAUUUUUAUAGUUUCUUGAUAUAUUGAUCAUAUAUGUACAUAUAAUAGUGUUUUCCCUAGCUUGUUUUAGCAUGGUGCAGCACCAUGCCUCAAUAGUCUAGCACCAUCUUGCCUUAAUCAGUGCCAUGCUGCCCUGGGAUUAAACAAGCCUUU